Molecule: messenger RNA, 5571 nt
Organism: Danio aesculapii
Lineage: Eukaryota; Metazoa; Chordata; Actinopteri; Cypriniformes; Danionidae
Product: protein mono-ADP-ribosyltransferase PARP4-like
Exons: 34
Coding region: 10-4779 (1589 amino acids)
Biological process (GO): transcription by RNA polymerase II
Molecular function (GO): DNA binding; NAD+ poly-ADP-ribosyltransferase activity
Source: RefSeq, a predicted model, not a curated record
GACAGCAUCAUGACAGUGUUUGGAAACUGUACUGUGGUGUUUGAUGUGAAGAAUGUGCCCUUUAAAGAGAAGCAGAAGCUGAAAUCAGCUCUUCUGGAGAAUGGAGGAAACAUCUCCUAUAUCAUCACCAAAGAGUGCUCUUUUGUGGUCACCAGCAGUGUGAAUGACCUGAGCAGCAACCGGCAGCGCAGCAUCCAGAAGCUCCUGAUCCCGGUGGUUGGGACGCAGUAUGUGUGGAGCUGUCUGGAUGAAGGACAUCUUCUGCCUUUGAGGGAGCAUAAUUUGGCCACACAGCUGUCAUAUCCUGGCUCUAAAUCCCUCCCUUGUCCCGGGGUUUUAGUGUCUACUCAGACCCUAGAAUUACAGAAGUUCAAAGGUCAUUCUGAAGACCAAACUGACGUUAAGAUCCCUAAGAAGGGUGGAAGUUUCAGAGUGUACAAAGAAGGUGACAGUGACCUGCCUGAAUUUCCCUCAUAUUUUCAUGUGGCCAAGUAUUCAGUUUUUAAGAGGGUCAAACCCAAGACUUUGUCUGUUUUGGAGCUGCAGAGUGUCAAUGGACGAGCAGGCCAGCAGUAUCGUGUGCUGUGUUCAGUGUUGUGUGAAGCUGAGACUGCAGUGGUCCAGGACAAGCUUGUUUUCUGUGAGACGUCUGAAGAUGCUGUGGAAGCUUAUCUGAUGCUGAUGAAGGACAUGGAGACUCAGGGAUUCACAAAGACACACACACUUCCUGCUGAGGUUGAGCGCUUGGCAUCUUACAGCCUGCAGCAGCUUCUGCUGGAGGAAAGGCUGAACUGCAGCACAUUAUCAAAGGAAGUUGGUGUCUUCAUGGAGCUGAUUUGGACUGAAGCUCUCGGUUCUCUUAAUAACAUCCUGACAGUCCCCGUGUCCAGAAUCAGUCUCAAUGAUGUGAGCAGGGUGGAAGGAUUGUUACUGCAGGCACAAAAGGCUCAGAACGAGGAUGAAGCCAAAGCCCUGCUAGAGGAGGUCAACACACUCCUGCCCCUCAGAAUGAUCGACCCUCCGUCCAAACACAAGCUUGUGUCUCAGAAACUAGACCUUUGUCAGCUGAUCAGAGAUAUUGUGAAUGUGAGUGAAGCCACUCUGGGAAACCCGUCACCAUCGUCUCUGGGAAAGUAUCGAGCUCUGAGGUGCAGCAUUGACUUUGUUCCUCCAGAAAACCCUGAGUUUCAUGCAGUUUCUAAACUGCUUCAGGACAGGCCUGUUCAGAUUCAGCAGAUUCUGCGUGUCAGCAGAGGGGUGGAGCUUCAGAUGUUUAGGGAGGAGUUAGGCAACAUUAAACCCCUCCUCCACUCCACUAGUCCCAGUAGUUUGGUUGGAAUACUGUCACGAGGUCUGCUGCUGCCCAUGGUUGGAGUGAAACUGCAUGGAAUUGAGCGGACGGAUAUCGGGAAUCUUGGAGGAGGAAUCUACUUCAGUGACUCUCUAAAGACCAGUGUGAAAUACUCCAAGCCCAGUGUAACUGACGGCUCUCGGCUGCUGUUGGUGUGUGAAGUGGCGUUGGGUCGGUGCAAAGACCUGCUGAAGAAAGACACCAGUUUGACUUGUGCUCCUGACGGCUUCCACAGCAUACAUGGAGUCUGCCGCUCACACAUCAGAUUCUCUGAGUUUGAGGACGAUGAGUUUGUGGUGUUUAACACAGAGCAGAUCAGACUGAAGUAUGUGGUGCAGUUCACUCUGGAGGAGGACGAGUUAAAAGACUUCCAGCCUCAAAUCAGUACCUUUGUGGAGCUCUCAGACGCACCGACUGACGUCUUGUCCAGUGAUGACAGUGAGGGUUUUAAGUCCACUAAGAAUCCUCUGGAGGAGAUGAAUGCAGGUUUGCUGGACAGCAGUGGUCAGAAACUUCCUUUACAGGCUGUCAAUGUGAAGUGCAAACUGAUGGAUCUUCUGUGUCAGGUCAUCAUUUUUCAGACCUACACAAACCAAAGUGCUGUUCCCAUUGAAGCAAAGUUUGUCUUUCCACUGGAGGAGACGGCAGCAGUGUGUGGAUUUGAAGCCUUCAUCAAUGGAAAACACGUCAUUGGAAAGGUAAAGGAAAAAGAGCAGGCCCGUAAGGAGUACAAGCAAGCUAUAGAGAAAGGUCAUGGAGCCUACCUGAUGGACCAGGAUGCACCUGAUGUGUUUACUAUCAGCGUGGGGAAUCUUCCUCCUGGAGCCUCAGUUUUGAUCAAGGUGACGUUCAUCACUGAGCUGGUGGUGAGAUCGGGCUCUAUAGUCUUCUCACUGUCUGGCAGCGUGGCACCAUGGCAAGAGAGCGCCGCCCUUAACCAGACAACUCAGACAACUGUUGAAAAGAUUGGCCUGUCGGAGCCAAAGGGGGAGUUUUCUCUGUCUAUGUCCAUUGAAAUGCCUUAUGAGAUCAUCAACUUAAACUGUUCACACCGCAUCAAAACCAAGAUGACAGACUGUAAGGCAGUGAUCAGCACGUUACCAGGACAGACUCUUGGACCUGACGGGUUACAGGUGUCCUUCAGUCUUUCUAAUAUCCACAUGCCCAGGAUGUGGGUCGAGAACCAUCCAGAUAAAGACAGUCAGGCCUGCAUGCUGGUGUUUUAUCCAGACUUCAAGUCAAGCGGUUUGUCUCUUUCUGGAGGAUCGUCCAGUGUGAGCGAUGUGGUCAUUCUGCUGGACUCCUCCAGGUCUAUGCAGGGAGAAGCCAUGCUGAACGCCCGCAGGAUUGCCCUUCAAGUGCUCAAAUCUCUGGACCGCUCACUGAAGAUCAACAUCAUCUCUUUCAGCACUGAUUACAAGGAAGCUUUUCCUGCACCGGUGCCCUUAAAUGAGGCGUCUGAAGCCGCCAGGAAGUUUAUUAUGUCGUGUAGCGGCGCUGGUGGCAGCACUGAUCUGUGGCGUCCUCUCCGGAGCCUGAGCCUGCUGCCACCCUGCCGGGGCAUGAGGAACGUCCUGCUGCUGUCUGAUGGACACGUUCAGAACCAGCCUGUGACCUUACAGCUGGUCAGAGAAAACUCCUGCCACACGCGCCUCUUCACCUGUGGACUCAGCUUGACCGCUAAUCGUCAUAUGCUCAGAGCUUUGGCUCAGGCAGGUGGAGGAACAUAUGAGUUUUUUGACAUAAAGAUGAAACACACUUGGGCAGAAAAGGUGCGCGCUCAGGUUCAGCGUAUGGAAUCUCCAGGCUGCAAAUCAGUGGCAGUGAAGUGGCAGCAGUUUAAUCCCAGAGCGCCUCCGCCUGUUCAAGCUCCCUCACAGCUUCAUGCCCUCUUCAACGACUGGCACACUCUCAUAUACGGCUUUGUGCCGCACUGCACUCAGGCCACAUUGUUUGGUGAUUUGAGUGGGCAGGAGAUCGAAACAAUGGUUUCCAUCACAGAACUACAGAAGACGAAGGGAACUUUCCUUCACAAGUUAACAGCAAGAGCAAUCAUCAGAGACUAUGAAGAUGGCAUUCUAGGCGACAGUGAGGCAGAACAUGAGGAGAAGAAAGCAGAGAUGAAGUCCUUCAUCAUUGAGCUCAGUAAAGAGUUCUCCAUCUUGUCUCAGUUCACAAGCUUUGUCGCCAUCGAAGAGCGGGAGCUGAAUGAGCUUGACACUGGAUUCACAGAUAUUCCUAAACUCAUAUCAGAGGAGGAUGUGGACAUUCUGCCGUAUAUGCGCUGGACUGAAGAUGAUCUGGAUUCAUUCGCUCCAGCGGAGAGAGGCAGAGAGGAGAUUAUCAGAUGUGACGAAUUGAUGGAAUGUGGAGAUGAUUAUGAAAUGUAUGGAGCUUUAUGUGACCAUAAAUUGGAUGUUCUCAAUUUAGAGGGCAUCGAAUGCCUGCUAAGUGUUCCUCUGAAGCUGCCCUCUCCUCCUCCUCAACUCCUGUUUCUGACCUCGGACGCAGUUGAAAUUCAGGACAUACCAUCUUUCCAAAGUCUCAACCCUCCACUUCAAGAUGCGGCAGAGCAUUUGCCCGUUAAUUUAUCAGUUAGUUAUUCUCCUUCUACUCCCAGUUAUUCUCCUUCUAGUCCCAGUUAUUCUACUCCCAGUUAUUCUCGUUCUAGACCCAGUUAUUCUCCUCUUACUCCCAGUUAUUCUCCUUCUAGUCCCAAUUAUUUUCCUCUUACUCCCAGUUAUUCUCCUUCUAGUCCCAGUUAUUCUCUCGCUCGCAUUCCUAGUCCCAGUGUGCUCAUGAGGGAAACGUCUCCUCAACAGCAACAAGUUCUGAAAAAAAAAAAAAAACUCCGACAAACAUAUGGUACAGAAGCUACUCCAAAAAGAGCAAUAAACCUGUGCAGCAUAAUUGCUCACAGCAGCUCAGCAGCAAAGGAGGCAAAACCUGAUACUGUUACCUGGAACAAGCUGUUUGAACUUCAGCAUGAGGAUGGAUACUGGGAGUGCACUGGCAGGAUGAGCAGAUUUUUCAAGCUGGAUGUUGACUUUUUUGCCAACGUCUUUCUUAAGGAGAAAGGCAUCCAAUCUUUAGGUGUGAAGGCUCAUGCUGAUAUUCUGAGGCUGCUGGCGACUCUGCUGGUGCUCCAGCUGAUCCGGGUGAAGAAGCUGGCGGUGGGACGGCUGCUGGAGUCUCUCCUCCGGCUUAAAGAGUCCCAGGAGCCCAGACCGAUGUACUGGGAGGCGGUGAAGAGGGCCGUGGACUGGGCCUGCCGGACAGACAGACAGUAUCCGUGUGUGUGCAGCAGGCUGGAGAUUGGCAGGGAUUGGGAAUCAUCCACACGUCUGCUACUGGGCUGUGAUUCUCCACACCCGUAUUCCCCUCUCAAACCUGUUCUGGAGAGACGGAUGGGUUUUUCAGUCGUGUAGAAACUGGACACACACUUUUUUUACAGUUGAAAUUUACUGUUGCUGCUUUAUUUACUGCAAAACAAUUAUCUUUAUCGCCUUAAAGUGUUUUAAAGAUAUAUCUGUACAAUUUUUGGACAGGAGUGAUAUGACUGAGUUUGAUUGCAUCAGAUAAAGACCGCGUCUUUUUAAAGCUUUGAUUGAUUUAUGCAGAGAUUUGUUUCAUGUAUUAGUGAUUUCUUCUGAAUUUCAAUAUAACGUAUUAGACAAACCAAAGAUUUCAUUACUGAAACUAGGAUCAUGUUGUUUUAUCAUUUAAAAUAUAUCCAAAUGUUGUUUUGUUGACAAGUGUGCUUGUGUGUUUUUCUCCUGUGCUGUUUUAGCUCGGGGGUUCAUUAAAUAUGUUUCUUCAGUAAACAUUAUAUCAAUCUUAAAUGUAGCUUUAGCGCUAGUCCUACCAGUCCUACAAUCAGUUCCAACUAAUAGCCACAAUACACAAGGAAUACCUAAUGUCACGUCACUCAUGACAAUAAGUUCUAACCAGUAGCCACGAGACACAAGGAAUAUACUGUAUAAGCUGUCCAUUCAUUUAUUUAUUUGGUUGCAGAAACUGACACAGACGUUCACCCACCAUCCUCCUCACCAUCACCAGGUUGGCCCUGUCCAGAGGGGUAGGCUUCACCCCUGCCUUAGUCCUCAGCAGUCAUAGCGGGAUCUAAAAGCUUCUGAUGUAAGCUACAAAUGUUGCUUUGGCCAAAGAAAUCCUAUGUUCUGCUAAAUGAUACUUUUGUCAAAAAAUACUCAUCAAAUAAA